GUUCAGCGAAUCAGAUCGCUUCGUCUCGUCGCUCAGCCCGCCAUUUAAAAAAAAAGGCUUGAAUUUUUCCUUCUUCGGUUCAACUCGCCUUAUCUCGUUUCACAUGUAACCGCGUUUCUUUUUCCAACGUUCGUUAUUUAUUCGCACGUUCAUUAAUCGUCGGCUCGCAGCGACCGCGUCAAUGACGUCCACGUCGACAAAAGUCGGUGAGAUCUUCUCAGCGGCAGGAGCGGCGUUCUCAAAGUUGGGCGAACUCACCAUGCAGCUGCACCCCGUGGCAGACACAUCGCCUUCGGGCACCAAGUGGACCGAGGAAGAGAUGAGGUUGCUGCACUCUGCCGUGAAGAGGUUUGGGGAGGACCUCAACAACAUCAGCAGAAUAAUCAAGGACAGGACUGUGGCCCAGAUUAAGUCAACGCUCAAGCGCAAGUCCUACGAGGAGACGGGGUUGCCCCUGCCCACCGAGUCGCCCAAGAAGUCGCCCAAGAAGGCGGCCGGGGGCACCGGCUCUGCGGCGUCGGCCGCGGGCAGUGCCACGGGCUCCAGCGCACUCAGCGCCGCACACCGGCUCGCUGAGGCCGCAGGAAUCAAGAAACAGAAAACCUCAUCUGACGUGACGCUGAGCGCCCUGAACGACACGGACGCGGGGGCGGAGCUCGUGGACAUCGAAGGCCUGGGCGACUCUUCGCCCGUCAAGAAGCUCGACUUUGAGCAAGACAACUUGUCCCUGGACCCGAACCAGCUCAUCAUCAAUCCAGGAGAGAUGCUGCCUCGAUAGCCACUCCCCUUUGUUUGUAAAAAAAAAAAUCCACAAAAGCAAAAUGUAAUUUCGAGUUGCCCUAUCAGCAUUUUUUUUUAUCUAUAAGAAAACAAAAUACCAAUCUUUAAACCGACUUCUCACAGCGCGUAGAGAGUUUGACGGUUUAAGCCUGGUCACCGAUGACCACACGGUCCGUUAAGUAUGGUUUUAUCAUUUAAUUGGGCUUAACUCGGCUCUAAGAACUAAACAAAAAGUGUGGUUUGAUUGCCAUGCGACGAACAUCCUUCGUGGCGGGUUGGAAUAUCACGAGACGUGCUACCUAAGUGUAAAUAAGAUGUUUAUCAAAUACUCCUUUUCCGCUGACACACGCUGGCUCUAAUGCGGGGUGGGGGGGGGGGAACCCUUGCAGUAUGGGUGGAUCUCCGCCAGCUAUCUGCCAGCUACGAGUCAAAACUAAACCUUAAAGACGCAGGCCUCCCGAAAAGCAUCCGAAUCUGGCUUGGAGAGGGCCGAGCUGAGCCAGCUGCAGAGUGUUGCUCCGUUGUAUCACAUGGCGCGUGACGUCGGCGGCAUGGCUCGGGAUCUGCAGUGGGGAAAGAAAUACAACAGUCGUGUCACCUGAGCCAAGGCUGGACUGGCUCGGCACGGCCCCGACCGACGUUCUGGGUGUGCAGUGGAAAAAAAAGAUUUUAACGUUGACUUAACAAGUAGCGCUGCGAUGCCAUCCACCCAGUGGUGUGUCGCUGGCAAAAGAAACGCGAGGACUGUUUCCGCCGCGAGGUGUAUCCGAUGGAAAUGUCCUCUGCUCGUGGCACUAUUGCCAGCAAUGUAAUUACGGACAAAAUUGAGGAAUAAAAGCUUCUUUUUUUUUUAAUUGGCACGGUGUUGCAACCGUUUUAAAAUUCCAGCGAUGGCCGACGAUGUAACCACGCGCCUCGUCUUGCCCCCAACUCUUUGGCUUCACUCUCCACGCUCGGCAUCUCGAGGUUUGCGCGUGGAUUUGGACGGCGUUUGAAUCCGCGACACGUCACGCCGAGUGUUCCACGGAGCUGCUGUUUGUUGCAGGCUUCGGCCGUGUGGCGCCGACGUGCGCACGUUCCCACAGCGAGUUUGCAGCGGCGCUCCCCGGGGGCUACGUUCGUCACGGCUUCCCGCGCAAUGCGUUUCCGAGUUUUCGCUAAAGAUGCAAAUGGAGUCGUUUUCACACACCGCACUUGCCUGAUGAUUGCUAAUCGUCCCCACGUGACAGAAAGCACCGAUUUAAAAUUAAGAUCGCUCUGCGUCACCUGAAACUCGCACAGCUGCACAAGAUCUCUGCGUUUGUGCACGAGUUUGUUAUUGUUUCCUUUUCCAAUGCUGCCCCGUAUUAAUUGCUCUUUUUUAUUACCAUACAGUCCAGAUUAUUUAAGUAGAAAGUAGGGGUGUGUUUUAUCUCUGGAAUGCAUUCUACGCUAGAAUGUGUCUUGUUCGAGCUCAGAAUAACCUUCCCGAUGACAUCGCUUCCCAAUUUUAAAGCGGCGAGUUCAUAAUCACCUUCUGGAAAUUGGCCGUAGUACCUGGGAUUCUCCAUCCACGUAUUUAGUCAUUUGUUUCCUGUUUUUCCUUGGAUGUCAUUUAUUUGGGGGAAAAAAACACAUGUUCACAAUGACCCCAAAAGGUGGCGGGGUGUGGGGGUUCAUCGUACUCUCUGGAGUGGCCUAUAAUCCUGAGAAGACAAGUACCGCUCUCCGUCUAAGGUUGUUACAGCCAUGACGGGGAGUAGGGGGGGGGGGGGCACGAGAACUAUCGUUAAGGUUAUUCAACGCGAGUGUAAGACUUUAGUCUUAAGUUAUGUUGCAAUCAGGGACUCGUCCUAUAUUGAAACACGAGGUCAAUUCAUCAAAGCAGAGAGAGAAAAAAAAAUCGGCUUUUGAAAAUGUAUUUUCGCUGACAAGCUACCCUAUAAGCUUCUCGAGUGCUUAUUAAAGUCUUUGGAAGACAACGGGUCGUGUAAGUGUUACAUAAUCCAGCGUAUGCACCAUUUUUUUUUCUCUCCAACUUUUCUGUUUUUCAACUCGGCCAUCUUGUUCCUUUCCGAGCUCUGCGCUUUAUAUUUAAUGGAAAGUGUUCGCCACUGCCAUGCUUUCCUACUUGCGUGACGAUUAAAUGCAAAUCCUUAACCUUCAUUUGAAUCGGUGCUCUCGCUGCAUCACGCGAGACCUGUUUUCACAGUCACCACGACGUGUGUGGCCUGCAACGAACGUAAAUCGUUUCUUUUUUUUUUAAAGGAGGUAAACUUUGGAAGGGCUUGCUGUGGUUGGCCGCGAGGACUGGAGGUUGGGACACUCGGCGUUGCAUUGUUGUGUGUACACUACACCGCAGUGCGAUGGAACGGACUUCGAUGACAAGGUUAGGAUAAACUUAAACUCCUUUAAUGCCCCAUCGCGUUAUUUUGUCUAUCGUCGAUGACGGCCCAGUCGGUCUCGACGUGAUGGGAAAAAAAUUGUACGUGUCUAACCAGUGCGUUUUAAUUCUCUUGUAUUUAUACCAACGAUUAAACGUGAAUAUCUUCACUUUUUUUGAA
Petromyzon marinus (sea lamprey) is the source of this 3323-nucleotide messenger RNA. It is a transcript of the gene BACC1, whose product is annotated as BPTF associated chromatin complex component 1. The record is from RefSeq and is a predicted model, not a curated record. Lineage: Eukaryota; Metazoa; Chordata; Hyperoartia; Petromyzontiformes; Petromyzontidae. Gene Ontology annotation, cellular component: NURF complex; MLL1 complex.